This is a messenger RNA of Archocentrus centrarchus (flier cichlid), 2700 nucleotides long. RefSeq names its product inner membrane protein, mitochondrial (mitofilin) (gene immt). NCBI's taxonomy places the organism in Eukaryota, Metazoa, Chordata, Actinopteri, Cichliformes, Cichlidae. The coding region runs from base 140 to 2401 and encodes 753 amino acids. Gene Ontology annotation, biological process: cristae formation. The record is from RefSeq and is a predicted model, not a curated record. Gene Ontology annotation, cellular component: MICOS complex. The transcript is spliced from 15 exons.
GUUGAAUCUACUGAAAUUACUGAGAAGAAGAGAGGGGGGGAAACGCGAGAAGACGAAGCAGCGUACCAAAGAGAUAAUCUGCUGUUUUCUGUGCAGGUCAAAUUAUUUAGGGACUCUGACAUCAAAGGCAGGGAAGACCAUGCUGAGAGCUUGUCUGAGAGGAGCUAAUGCUACGGCCCGGAAGAACUAUGGGAAAAUCCCUCUAACCAAUCUGCAGCAGUGCCGGCACUACACAGCAGGAGAAAGCAGUGGUGCUUCCAAAGUUGUUGCUGCUGGCUUGUUGACAGUAAGUGGCGGCAUUGGAGGAACAAUAUUGUAUGCCAAAUGGGACCACAAGUUCAGAGCAGCAGUCGAGAAGAAUGUCCCGUACUCAGACUGGCUGCUGGGCCUGGCUUUGGGACCCGCUCCCAAAGAUACAGGGGUCCCAGUAAAGAAACGGAUGGAGUUGGCCCAGCCACCGUCUAUGAUAGAAAAACAGGUGAAAGUGUCCAAAACCAAAUCAGAGAAGAAUGUCAAAGAGGCACCAGAGAGUCCAGACAAAGACUCCCGUCCUGUCGCGACUGCACAGAGCAUAGAGGAAGCUUCUCAGGAGGCCUCAAAAGAGGCGACUCAUAUCAUCUCAGCCAUCAGUGAGGUCCCAUCAGUCCCUGCUCCAUGUGACACAGAGGCAGCAGCAGUCAAAGAGGAGUGCAAAGACUGCCAUGAACACAAGGAGGCAACAGAACCACUGAAAGAACGUCCAGUAGAAGAAGUGGCAGCUAGACUUGCUCAACAAGAUAAGGAGGAACAAGAUAUUGUAGCAUCGGUAUCAACUAGUCUUGAAGACUCACUGGCAAGCUCAGCUCAAGCUACCUUGCAGGCCAUUGGAGCACAGGAGGCAGCCCUACAGGCUAUCACACACCACAUAAACAAACUGAAGGAGGCCAUGGAAUCAGAGGUUCCACCUGAGGAGAAGUCAGACCAGUGGAAGGAGCUCGAAGCUGCUCUUGCUGAUAGAACCUGUGCUUUGAAUGAUGCCAGAGCUGCUCUGUCAAAAGCCAAUGAAGCCUUAGACAGUCUGAGGUCAGUGAUUGACAAAUCUAAAGGGCUGAAGAUGUCCACUGUUCGCCCACUGGUUUUAGCAGCGGAGGAGAAUCUCCAUAACAUGGUAGUGGACUUGGACAAAGUGCUCAUGAAGGUUCAGUCUGCAGAGUCAGAGGCUAAGAUUGUCUCCCAGUACAGUGAACUGGUUAAUGAAGCCAAACAACAGUUUCAGAGGGAAGUCAGCAGCCUUACUCCAGAGAUCCAGGCCAACUGGAAAGGACUAACUGGUAAACUGUCCACAGAUGACCUCAAUGCCCUGAUCGCUCAUGCACACCGUCGCAUUGACCAGCUGAAUCGAGAGCUGGCUGAGCAGAAGGUAAGGGAGCAGAUCCACAUUGAUGCAGCGUUGGAACAACAGAAACUUGAGGACAAGAAAGCCCUGGAGAAGGCUGUCAGCACUGCUCUGCAACAUGUUCGAGAAGAGGCCCGAUUAGAGCAAGAGAAGAAGCUGGCUGAGUUAAGGGAAGUGAUGGAGGCAGAGAUGAGGACUCAGCUUCGGCGUCAGGCAGCGGCUCACACAGACCAUGUCCAGGAUGUGCUCAAAGUCCAGGGUCAAGAGCUGAGAGCUGAGGCUGAGCAGGUAUUGAGCAGCAAGAUGCUGGAACAAGAGACUCGCUACCGUCAGCUGACCCAGGAACAGCUUGAUAACUUCACUUUGGAUAUGAACACAGCCUACGCAAGACUAAAGGGGGUGGAGGAGGCUAUAGACAGCCAUGUGGUAGCAGAGGAGGAGGCUCGUAAGGCUCAUCAGCUGUGGCUCUCUGUGGAGGCUCUCAGUUACUCUUUAAAGACUGCUGAAGCUGACAUACCCACUGUGCCUCUAGAGACUGCUGCUCAGGCUGUGCGAGACAGCUGCCAAGACAAUGACUUUGCUGCGGCACUGGCAUCGGCUCUUCCAGAAAAAUCCCUGCAGCGCGGUGUGUACAGUGAGGCCUCUCUCCGUGCCCGCUUCAGUUCCUUGCGAUCGGUGGUCCGUCGUGUUGCUCUCAUUGACGAAUCUCAUAACUCCUUGUACCAGUACUUUUUGUCCUAUCUUCAAGCUGUACUGCUGUUUGAGAAGAAUCAGGAAGCUCCACCUAUCCAGCUGAGCGCUGAGGAUUUAGACCCGUUCAAGCUUCUGUCAUAUGCUAGCUACUGCUUAGAGCAUGGGGACCUGGAGUUAGCAGCUAAACUGGUGAACCAGUUGAGAGGAGAGGCCAGGAGAGUGGUGGAGGACUGGCUGACUGAAGCCAGACUCACACUGGAAACCAGGCAGGUAGUCAAUUUGCUGUCUGCUUAUGCAAAUGCUGUGGGGUUAGGAACCACACAGGCACCAUAGGCUACACAUUAAGACGGAAAAAACAACUGCUGAAAGUGUCUGGAUUCCUUUUACGUUAACUGAGCUUAACCACAUGUCAUUCAGGUGCAGCGUAAAUGUUUUUGUUUUAAAGCACUAAAUCAUUGUAGAAUAUCCGAUGCACCUCUAAACUUAUUCUUGUCAGUUCAGACCCACAGGUUUGGUCCAGUUAUUUAUCUCUGGCAAAUUCCAGCCCACAUGUUAUAGUACCUUGAUUCUAACAAUUAAAAGAUAUUUCAAGUUGGAUUUUUGUGAAUAUUGCACAUGUUAAAUAAAUCAUG